Hibiscus syriacus is the source of this 1381-nucleotide messenger RNA. RefSeq names its product arginase 1, mitochondrial-like. The record is from RefSeq and is a predicted model, not a curated record. Gene Ontology annotation, molecular function: metal ion binding; agmatinase activity. NCBI's taxonomy places the organism in Eukaryota, Viridiplantae, Streptophyta, Magnoliopsida, Malvales, Malvaceae.
CCCCACUGCCUCCUUCCAUGUCCGAUUCCCCUCUUCUUUACUCACUCACCUGAAGCUUUCGACUUCCUUCUUCUUCUUGUACUACUUCAUCUUCCAGUUCAAAGGUACAGAGCACAUAUGCGACUGUUUUCAUUUUUCUAAGCGAACCCAUCAUCAUUAAUUUAUGAAUCAAUGUAUUUUUAACAGAUAUGUCAGGCUCAAAGAUAGUGCGAAGAGGGAUUCAUUAUUCAAAGCUAAAAGCUGCGAAUAUACCUUCUGAUUUGAUAGAACAUGGCCAAAAUCGUGUUAUUGAUGCUUCUCUUACUCUUAUUGGAGAGAGGGCAAAGCUCAAGGGACAACUUGUGCGUGCUUUGGGUGGCGCUUUAGCAUCAACAACACUGCUUGGAGUUCCCUUAGGACAUAAUUCAUCCUUUCUUCAAGGACCCGCUUUUGCACCUCCUCGUAUUCGGGAGGCUAUCUGGUGUGGCAGCACUAAUUCUACCACUGAAGAAGGUAAGGAACUAAAUGAUCCACGGGUGCUAACUGAUGUUGGUGAUGUCCCUGUUCAAGAAAUCCGUGAUUGUGGUGUAGAAGAUGAUCGAUUGAUGAAGGUCAUAAGUGAAUCUGUCAAGCUAAUAAUGGAGGAGGAUCCAUUACGCCCAUUAGUUUUAGGUGGAGAUCAUUCAAUAUCUUUUCCUGUUGUAAGAGCAGUCUCUGAGAAGCUUGGUGGAUCUGUUGAUAUACUUCAUCUAGAUGCUCAUCCUGAUAUUUAUGAUGCUUUUGAAGGAAAUAAGUAUUCACAUGCAUCUUCAUUUGCUCGAAUUAUGGAGGGUGGUUAUGCUAGGAGGCUUUUGCAGGUUGGUAUUAGAUCGAUAAAUACCGAAGGGCGCGAACAAGGAAAAAGGUUCGGAGUGGAGCAAUAUGAAAUGCGGACAUUUUCAAGAGACCGUCAUUUCUUGGAAAACCUGAAACUAGGGGAAGGAGUAAAAGGUGUUUACAUUUCAGUGGACGUGGACUGUCUUGAUCCUGCAUAUGCUCCGGGAGUAUCUCACAUCGAACCGGGAGGCCUUUCGUUCCGCGAUGUUCUCAACAUUCUACACAAUCUUGAAGGAAAUCUGGUUGCUGCCGAUGUCGUGGAGUUUAAUCCACAGCGAGACACGGUCGACGGGAUGACUGCAAUGGUUGCUGCUAAGCUUGUAAGAGAACUGACAGCUAAGAUGUCAAAACUUUCGUCUUAAAUUCUGGUAAGCAGGCCCUGAAAAGGAAUAAGAGAAGGCCAUAUUUGCUCUAAGUUCAACCUAUGUUUUAUUUUCUGGUAGCUUUUAGCUUUAAAAUUAUGACAAUAACUGCAAUCUUAUAGCUGAGUAAGAUUUAUACUGUUCCCACUCUAUUUUGUCUUGGA